This is a messenger RNA of Cryptococcus amylolentus CBS 6039, 2204 nucleotides long. RefSeq lists its product as hypothetical. Gene Ontology annotation, biological process: entrainment of circadian clock by photoperiod; circadian regulation of gene expression. The record is from RefSeq and is a predicted model, not a curated record. Bases 32 to 1870 code for a protein of 612 amino acids. Gene Ontology annotation, cellular component: nucleus; cytoplasm. Gene Ontology annotation, molecular function: FAD binding; DNA binding. NCBI's taxonomy places the organism in Eukaryota, Fungi, Basidiomycota, Tremellomycetes, Tremellales, Cryptococcaceae. The transcript has 8 exons.
CGCCUGUCUCUACUGAUUCGCCCCAAGUUGUAUGCAGUUCUUACUCUUUGGACACGAGAUACGGCGACAAGUCCACCUGCCCACGAUUCAUCGUCAUAUACGCCCUAUACUACAAACUAUUGUACGACCUCGGCUGACAUCUGUCGCUCAACCACGCCUUCGUCCGCCAAUGCUACAGCAACAGCUCACACUCUCUACCGACACAGAGGGGAAAACAUUGGGGCUGAAGAAUCCCGCGACUGGCACUUCCGCUUCAAGCAAACACAGCCGGAACAUCAAGGAUGAUGGGCGUGCGAGUCUGAAUGGGUCCGAGAACGGAGCAAAAGCACAAACUGGAGAGGGUAGAGGUCUCAAGCGAUCUCCACCCGAUGGCAACGGAGCCGCGUUUCCAAAAUCCAAAAAGCACAAGAAUGCGUACGAGAUCAAGGGCAAAAUAGCUACGGUGGAGGAUGCUGCGAGGAUGGACGAGCGUCCGCCUAUGGUCCGGCUGCAACAGGCGCUCAAGGUACAGGCGGACAGCAACCAAAACAUUGAAAGGGGCGAGAGUGUGGUCUAUUGGAUGAGGAUGGAAGAUAUGCGCAUCGAAGACAAUACUGCCUUACGAAGAGCUUCGGAAAAGGCCAAAUCGCUCGGCGUACCCCUACUUACACUCUUUGUCAUAAGCCCUGGUGAUUAUGAAUGGCAUGACAGGAGCUCAAGGCGGAUCGAUUUCAUGCUUCGAAAUCUUCGCUAUGUCCAGCGUCAACUCGACAAUCUGGAUAUUCCGCUCGUGAUCAAGUCUUGCGAUAAGCGGCUAGCUAUUCCCCGGCAAAUCAUCAAGAACGUCCUUCCAUCACUGUCGUCCCAUCAUCUUUUUGGCAACAUCGAGUACGAAGUGGACGAGCUCGUUCGGGAUAUCAAGACGGUAGAGCUGGGCACUGAGAAUGGUACAGAGGUAAAGAUGUAUCAUGAUCGACUCGCUGUACCGCCGGGCAAGAUAUUCACGAAAGCAGGCAAGCCCAUGUCUGUUUACAGCCCCUGGCAGAGAGUAUGGGCCAGGGUACUGGAAGAAGAACCGCAACAUCUCGACAUGUCACCGUUACCCGACGCCAACGACGCGAGCAUCCGCGAGAAUGCUCAAUUCUCUCAGCUUUUCCACACCCAAGUUCCGGACAGUAUCGCCAAGUUUGAGUGCAAAGAUGCGGACUUUAUGGCUGAAAUAUGGCCAGAAGGCAUUGAUGCUGCUAAAGAGUUUCUUGAUCGAUUCUUGCAUACCAAAGCCCAAAAGUCCCAAUUCCAAGAUACUUCUCCUUUGGCAUCCAAGGUUGAGCCAGACGAUAAAAAGGCCCGGGUCCAGAAUUAUACGACGGGGAGGAAUCUUGUCGACGGUGAUAAUAGCUCAAAGCUCAGUCCAUAUCUUGCGAGCGGUGUCAUCAGCGUACGUCAGGUCUUGAACACCGUGAAAAAGCUUUGUCCGGGUGGCAAGUUGGAGAGUGGGAGGGAUACGGGGGUCGGCAUGUGGGUGCAAGAAGUUGCUUGGAGGGAUUUCUACAACCAGGUCAUGGCGAGUUCACCCCGUGUUUCCAUGGGCAGGCCAUUUCAGGAGAAAUACGCCGACGUACAAUGGGAAACGUCCGAGGCCGACUUGCAAGCCUGGAAAGACGGAAAGACUGGUUAUCCUAUAGUCGACGCGGCGAUGCGAGCGUGCAACGCCCGAGGUUGGAUGGAGAAUCGGGUUCGGAUGGUGGCCGCGUGCUUUCUGGUCAAGGAUCUCAUGUUGGAUUGGCGUGAGCCCCAUUUGCCUGCUUGGUCCGCUGCACUGACACAGUCUAGGCUUGGGAGAACGCCAUUUCAUGAAGAGCUUCAUAGACGGGGAUUUAGCUGCCAAUAACGGUGGUUGGCAAUGGGUGGCCAGUACCGGGACUGACCCUCAACCUUACUUUAGGAUAUUCAACAGCAUCACGCAGUCGGAAAAGUGCGACCCCGACGGGACUUAUAUCCGUCAUUGGGUUCCAGAGCUCAAGAACAUCAAGGGUAAGGCGAUCCAUGAUCCCUACCACCACAUGUCCUCCAGAGAAUUCGCCAAGUUGGGAUACCCAGCGCCGAUCGUCGACCACAAGAAGGCGCGAGAGCGAGCCCUGUUUAGGUACAAGCAUGUUGGGGAGAUUGAAGAGUAGCGUGGGCCAUAGAGGAACUGUAUGAAUAGCAAUGCUGAAGAGGAGGCG